AUGGCAGUGAUCAAUAAGAACGGUCACGUGGGCCAUCGCAGGUGGCUGAAAAAGGGUCACGUGGGCCAUCGCAGGUGGCUGAAAAAGGGUCACGUGGGCCAUCGCAGGUGGCUGAAAAAGGGUUACGUGGGCCAUCGCAGGUGGCUAAAAAAGGGUUAUGUGGGCCAUCGCAGGUGGCUGAAAAAGGGUUACGUGGGCCAUCGCAGGUGGCUGAAACAGGGUUACGUGGGCCAUCGCAGGUGGCUGAAAAAGGGUUACGUGUCGUGGGCCAUCGCAGUUGCUGUGUCUGUACGAUGUGAAUCGGUGAAGAGUCCAGCGAUUCUGUGGGGCAAAGAGGCCUGCACUGUGUAUUCCAUUCACUGGCCUCAACAGACCUUGAAUAAUUUCUACUCUGGGGUUGAAAGCCAGCAGCAGCAGCAAGAGCAAUACCAGUGCAUCAACUAUGGUGAAUUAAUCUUACCUGAAAACCAGCAACAACAAGUACAACAGCAUGAUUCAAGCUUCGAUGAACUACCUCAAACAAUACUCAACGAUCAAGACAAUCACUCAGUAGCAGCAGCAGUAGCCUCAGUAGGUUGCCACGCAGUGACUGAGCCGUCGACAUUGUCACAGUCACUUCAGUCAACCAUUCAUGCACAACCAACACAGCAGGCGCUGCAUCUGUAUCAAUCAAGCAUUCAGCUACCACAACCACCGCCGACAGAACUGGCACAACCAACACAGCAGGCGCUGCAUCUGUAUCAAUCAAGCAUUCAGCUACCACAACCACCACCACCACCGCCGACAGAACUGGCACAUGUAACGGUUCCACCCAUAGUCAUAUCUACGGGGGGUUACGUGCAGACAACUGGGCCUACCGAGACUGAUGUGUCUGAUGACGUCGGAGCCAGUCUGGGGAACCCUGAAGUAUCGCAUAGGCCAGACACACAGGAGACGCACAAGGCCAGCCAGAAUCUACAACCAUUGACUACUAUAUGCCACGGAGAUGUGAUUGAUCAAAACAAUCUGAACACUCCUGACGAGACUCAGAUACCUUCGACAUCCUCGCAGCCAGCUAAAAGAACCAGGAAACGUAAACACACGAACACGGAUUCAAGUAUUCUGGAAGAAAGGUCAACUGCGGCCAGUGCAGGUGAAUAUCAUCAUUAGUCUAUUAAUCAUGAGAAAAGAAUCUAACCUAACCUAACAUCUUG
Engraulis encrasicolus (European anchovy) is the source of this 1193-nucleotide messenger RNA. Its product is annotated as ataxin-2 homolog. The transcript is spliced from 7 exons. The record is from RefSeq and is a predicted model, not a curated record. The coding region runs from base 1 to 1149 and encodes 382 amino acids. Lineage: Eukaryota; Metazoa; Chordata; Actinopteri; Clupeiformes; Engraulidae.